AUGUCUAUUCCUCUUAAACCCUCCACUGCAGAUGAGGGAUUCAUUCUUUCGACGCCGGCUUUGGAGAACCCGGGCACCUCGGAUGCAGUUUUCCUUCGAAUUCUCCAAUGGCAUCUACCCCGUGAUGUGCUGGCAAAGAUCUCCCCAGACUUGCAGCACUUUGGGUCUGAAGCAAUCUCAGACGUGACCAACAGUUUGAUUGGAAAUGCCGAGACUCAGUUGCCACAUAUAAAAACACGCAAUGUGUGGGGAGCCCGGUACGAUACCGAUCGCUUGAUUACUAGUACUGGCUGGAAGGAGCUGGGUAAAUGGGGGAUCAAGAAUGGUGUAGUUGGUCUUGGGUAUGAAGAAGAGUUCGGGCCAUAUCGCCGGGUUGUACAGCAUGCAUUUAACUACAUCUUCUCUGCAUCUUCUGCUGCCUAUUCCUGUCCUGUCUCGAUGACCUCUGGAGCGGCACGUCUAGUUCGACACCAAAUUCAAGACUUGCCUUCGGAUCAUCCAUUUCAUGAGCUUUAUGCACGUCUUAUUGCUCGCGAGAACAACUGGAUCUCUGCGCAAUGGAUGACUGAACGCCCAGGUGGAAGUGAUGUUCGAAACAGUGAGACCAUCGCAGUUCACUCUCCGCUGCAAUCGAAGACUGGCCGAUUUGGCACCAUGGAAGAAGGUGACUACCUUCUAUCCGGAUUCAAGUUCUUUUGCAGCGCGACAGAUUGCAACAUUGUCUUGCUGCUUGCAAAGACCGAGUCAGGCGAGCUGUCCCUAUUUGUGGCACCAACAUCUAUCACAGCCACCGAUGCCAACGGGAAGAAGAAGCAAGUAUCGAACGGAAUCCGCAUCCAUCGACUGAAGCAGAAGAUGGGCACCAGAGAGCUACCAACGGCCGAGGCUGAACUCAAAAACGUCCGCGCCCAUUUGAUUGGCAAGAAAGAUCGCGGUAUUGCGACUAUUGCCUUGUUGCUCAACACCACACGCACCCACAACUUCAUCACAGCUGUUUCGUGCCUUCGUCGUGCCCUGGAUAUUGCCAAAGCAUUUGCCCGUGCUCGCAAGACCAUUGACCAACCACUGUGGACAUUCCCAAUGCACUUGAACGUGCUUGCCCACCUUGAAGUCAAGCAUAGGGGCUGGCUCCAGCUAGCUUUCUUCACCUCGUCUCUUCUCGGUUUUGUGGAUAAUGGGUUCCCAAAGGAGCUACCUGCACAUUACAAUGUGCUCGCCACAUCACCCGCCACAGCAACACUCGUACUUCGAGCUCUUACCUCGAUGUCCAAGGCCGUGAUCUGCAAAUCAUCUACAUUAGCAUUCCAAGAAUGCCAGGAAGCAAUGGGCGGAGUUGGAUACAUGGAUGAGCCCGAAGAACCGGAGUUCAAUGUGAGCCGGUUGUGGCGCGAUACAGCUAGCAACAGUGUCUGGGAGGGAACCACCAAUGUCCUCGCCAGCGAGACUGUGAGACAUCUUACCAACAGCCGUAAUUUGGAAUCAUUCAGCACCUGGAUCAACGAAUCAAUCAGCCACAUCACCGACAAUGCACUACGAACCACUCUACAGGUCGUCUGGGCAGCUCUAGAGAAAAAGCUUGCAGCUGGGCAAGAUAGCCUUGGUUUGGCAGGUGUUCUCGGAAUCGGUCGUCAGAUAAUGUUCACACUUGCUUGGCUCAUCAGUGGUAUGUUGCUCGCAAUGGACGCCCAGCAAGAUAGUAACAGUGUUGCCGGCGAGGUGGCUCGGAGAUGGAUUCUUGAUGGGCAAGGUGUGCCAGGAGAAUUUGCAUUCCCUGAACUCAUAUAUAAGCGCUCCGCAUCCCAGCCUCGUGUGAUGAGUGAUAAGAGCCGGACUAACUGGGAUUGUCGCAUUGUUUGGGGAGUUGAACUUCCGGUGGGUGCUUCGACAGGAUAUCGGGCUAAGAUUUGA
Penicillium arizonense is the source of this 1908-nucleotide messenger RNA. RefSeq lists its product as uncharacterized. The record is from RefSeq and is a predicted model, not a curated record. Bases 1 to 1908 code for a protein of 635 amino acids. Lineage: Eukaryota; Fungi; Ascomycota; Eurotiomycetes; Eurotiales; Aspergillaceae. Gene Ontology annotation, molecular function: oxidoreductase activity, acting on the CH-CH group of donors. The transcript is spliced from 5 exons.